AGCUAGCCGGAGCCGCGGGCGAGCGCGGCGAGCCGGUCCGGGUGUGAAGCGAGGUGUAAAAGGCGCGUUUCUCAGCUUCGCCGCGGCCGCUCUAGGCUGCCCGAACACCCCGCUUCCUUCCCUCCCUUCCCCUGCGCUCCAGCUUGGGAUCUCGGGGCGGGGAGCGGAGGGAAGGGACCAAGGAGGAGAAGGUGAAAGCGGGGUGAGUGGCGGAGGGGUCCCAGCGCGGGGCGAGGCGUGCUCUGCCUCUCGCUCUCCCGCCGCAGCUGCAGCUUUACCCGGUGCUGCGGCCCCGGGGCGCGCGUGGCUGCUGGGCGUCCGCAGUAUGCAGGCGGACUGCUGGCAGCCGCGAUGGCGAGCCGGGCGGUGGUGAGAGCCGGGCACAGCCCGCGGUGUCCCCGAGUCCGGGCCGCAGCCGCCGCCCCCGCCUGGGCCCCGCUCCCCCUCUCCUGCUCCCUCCCUCCCGGUUCCAACUCCUCCUCCUCCAUGCCUCUUUUCCUCCUCCUCUUACUUAUCCUGCUCUUGCUGCUGGAGGACGCUGGAGCCCAGCAAGGUGAUGGAUGUGGACAUACCGUAUUAGGCCCUGAGAGUGGAACCCUUACAUCCAUAAACUACCCACAGACCUAUCCCAAUAGCACUGUUUGUGAAUGGGAGAUUCGUGUAAAGAUAGGAGAAAGAAUUCGCAUCAAAUUUGGUGAUUUUGAUAUUGAAGAUUCUGAUUUUUGUCACUUUAAUUACUUGAGGAUUUAUAACGGAAUUGGUGUCAGCAGAACGGAAAUAGGCAAAUAUUGUGGUCUGGGGUUGCAAAUGAACCAUUCAAUUGAAUCAAAAAGCAAUGAAAUUACAGUGCUGUUCAUGAGUGGAAUUCAUAUUUCUGGACGAGGAUUUUUGGCUUCAUAUUCAGUUAUCGAUAAACAAGAUCUAAUUACUUGUUUGGACACUGCAUCCAAUUUUUUGGAACCUGAAUUCAGUAAGUACUGUCCAGCUGGUUGUCUGCUUCCUUUUGCUGAGAUCUCUGGAACAAUUCCUCAUGGAUAUAGAGACUCCUCGCCAUUGUGCAUGGCUGGUGUGCAUGCAGGAGUGGUGUCAAAUGUGUUAGGUGGCCAAAUCAGUGUUGUAAUUAGUAAAGGCAUCCCAUACUAUGAAAGUUCUUUGGCUAACAACGUCACAUCUGUGGUGGGACACUUAUCUACAAGUCUUUUUACAUUUAAGACAAGUGGUUGUUAUGGAACACUAGGGAUGGAAUCGGGUGUGAUUGCUGAUCCUCAAAUAACAGCAUCAUCUGUACUGGAGUGGACUGACCACACAGGGCAAGAGAAUAGUUGGAAACCUGAGAAGGCCAGGCUGAAAAAGCCUGGCCCUCCUUGGGCUGCUUUUGUCACUGAUGAGUAUCAGUGGUUACAAAUAGAUCUGAAUAAGGAAAAGAAGAUAACAGGCAUUAUAACCACCGGAUCCACUUUGGUGGAACACAAUUACUAUGUGUCUGCCUACAGAAUUCUGUACAGUGACGAUGGGCAGAAAUGGACUGUGUACAGAGAGCCUGGUGUGGAGCAGGAUAAGAUAUUUCAAGGAAACAAAGAUUAUCACCAGGAUGUGCGUAAUAACUUUUUGCCACCAAUUAUUGCACGUUUUAUUAGAGUGAACCCUACUCAAUGGCAGCAGAAAAUUGCCAUGAAAAUGGAACUGCUUGGAUGUCAGUUUAUUCCUAAAGGUCGUCCUCCAAAACUUACUCAGCCUCCACCUCCUCGAAACAGCAAUGACCUUAAAAAUACUACAGCCCCUCCCAGAAUAGCCAAAGGUCGUGCCCCCAAAUUUACUCAACCACUACAACCUCGAAGUAACAAUGAAUUUCCUGGACAGACAGAACAAACAACCACCACUCCUGAUAUCAAAAAUACUACUGUAACUCCACAUGUAACCAAAGAUGUAGCACUGGCUGCGGUUCUUGUCCCUGUGCUAGUCAUGGUCCUCACUACACUUAUCCUCAUAUUAGUGUGCGCUUGGCAUUGGAGAAACAGAAAGAAAAAAACGGAAGGCACCUAUGACUUGCCUUACUGGGACCGGGCAGGUUGGUGGAAAGGAAUGAAGCAGUUUCUCCCUGCCAAAUCAGUGGAACAUGAGGAGACCCCUGUGCGCUAUAGCAGUAGUGAGGUGAAUCAUUUGAGUCCAAGAGAAGUCACUACAAUGCUGCAAACUGACUCUGCAGAGUAUGCACAGCCACUUGUGGGAGGAAUUGUUGGUACACUUCAUCAGAGAUCUACUUUUAAACCAGAAGAAGGAAAAGAAGCAGGCUAUGCAGACCUUGAUCCUUACAACUCUCCAGUGCAAGAAGUGUAUCAUGCCUAUGCUGAACCACUGCCAAUUACUGGACCUGAGUACGCAACCCCCAUCAUCAUGGACAUGUCAGGGCACCCCACAGCUUCAGUUGGUCUGCCCUCCACAUCUACUUUCAAAGCUACAGGGAACCAACCUCCUACUUUAGUGGGAACAUAUAAUACACUUCUCUCCAGGACCGACAGCUGCUCCUCAGCCCGAGCCCAGUAUGAUACCCCGAAAGGUGGGAAGCCAGGACCAGCUGUCCCAGAUGAAUUGGUGUACCAGGUGCCCCAGAGCACGCAGGAAGUGUCGGGAGCAGACAGGGAUGGGGAGUGUGAUGUUUUUAAAGAAAUCCUUUGAAGGUAAUGCUGCUUUUUACAAAGCAUCAAUUUAAAGCACAUGGCCUUUUUUUUUUUUUUUUAAAUUAG
Marmota flaviventris (yellow-bellied marmot) is the source of this 2744-nucleotide messenger RNA. RefSeq names its product discoidin, CUB and LCCL domain containing 2 (gene Dcbld2). Gene Ontology annotation, molecular function: signaling receptor activity. The record is from RefSeq and is a predicted model, not a curated record. Gene Ontology annotation, biological process: wound healing. Gene Ontology annotation, cellular component: plasma membrane. Lineage: Eukaryota; Metazoa; Chordata; Mammalia; Rodentia; Sciuridae.